Prorocentrum cordatum is the source of this 1860-nucleotide messenger RNA. Lineage: Eukaryota; Dinophyceae; Prorocentrales; Prorocentraceae. The record is from the annotation of a GenBank genome assembly.
AUGAGCUCGCGGGCGCCGCCCCCCGCGCGCCCGGCCGUGCCCGCGGCGCCCCGGGCCGAGGAGGCCCAGGGCGAGGCGCCGCCGGAGGCCCGGGCGGGGGAGGACGCCGCGGGGCUGGACCCGCUGGUGGGCGCCGUGCGCCUGGCCCUCCGCAGGGAGCUCGGCGAGCUGCUGGCGGAGGGCGGGCACGCGGCAUCGUGGAGCGAGGUGGAUGCCGCCCUGAAGAGCUGGGGUUGCGAGCUGGCCGUCGAUCAGGCGAAGCUGUUCAGGACAGCCGCCCAGGCCUCCCAGCGAGACCCGGAGUCGGACGCCGCCGGAGAGCACUCUCGACGCCGGUCGUUGGGCAGCGCGAGCAGCUGGCAGGCGAACCCGUUCAUGCCGCCCACGGCGGUGGACCACACCUCCUGGUGGUCCAGGAGAUCGUCUCGAGGCUCGCAAACGUCGGAAGAGAAGCGGGCAGAUCUGAACGGCGCCGACGGGACCCCGCGGAGCAAGCCAGGUGUGUACUUGCCGCGCGCGGCGGCCGACCACUUCUCCAGGUGGGUAGAGUUGGUCGGCGUCAUGGGCUCCCGCUCCGCGCAGAGUGAGGAGGAGGGCAGCGGACCUUCGAUUCGCCACGCUCUGGCGGCCAAAUGCGAGAAGUUUUGGGUUUGGCUGCAGAGCGUGGAGGAGCCGCCCCGCACGGGGUGUCUCAACAGCCUCGUCAUCGGCAGUGGAUUCGAGGUGGCCGUCUGCGUCACAAUCCUCUUCAAUUUCGCAUUCAUGGUGUACGUUGCGAACGUGGAGAUUGCGAGACCGAACGAAACCUCCACGCGGGUAUUGAUCGGCGAGUGGUUUUUCCAGGCGUUUUACACAACCGAGAUGGUCCUGAAGUUGCUGGUACAUCGGCAGUGGUUUUUCUGCAACGCAUCUUGGAGGAUCAAUCUAUUUGAUUUGAUGCUGGUGGUUGGCGGUUUCAUCUCGUUGGGAUCCCGGGCUGGCUCGGGAGGCGCCUUGAGAUUAUUGAGGGUGCUCAAAUUCGGGAAGGCGACUGGUGCUAUCAGAGUUGUGGCCCACAUGAAGCAUCUGAGGGUUCUUCUUGUUUGCUUGGAAGGCUCCCUCAUGAGCCUCUUCUGGAGUAUGUUUACGCUUGCUUUUACAUACACCCUCUUUUCGCUAUUCCUGAUGCAGGUCAUCACUUCUCACCUCAUUGAAACAGAUAGCGUCUUAGAGGACACCGCCUUCUACGACCACUUCGGGUCGGUGGAAAAAUCAAUGUUGACGCUGUAUAAGGCAUCCACCGGUGGCGACAACUGGAGCUUGGCGUACGAGGUGAUCCGCAUAACUGGAAGAACUGGGAGUGCGAUGUUCUUGUUUUUCAUCGCGUUCGUGCAAUAUUGUGGCCUCCGGCUCAUCCCACCACCAUGCAUCUUUGUGGAGUCCGCGAUGUCGUUCGUGAAGACCGACCCGGAGAUGCUGGCGCGAGAGGUCUUCCACAAGGAGCAGGAGGACACCCAGAGGCUCGAGCGCCUCUGCCGCGCCGUCGACGCGGACGCCACCGGGAAGCUGACUCAGGAUCAGUUUGAGCAGAGCCUGCAGAUGCGUCACAUACCCACGUUGCUCAAGGCACUGGGGCUCCAGACGCAUCACGUCAUGGAGUUCUUCCACUACUUGGCCGAAGUCGAGGGCGGGCAGGUGGAGAUCGGUACGUUUGUCGACGGUUGCAUGCUUCUCAAAGGAGGGGCCACCAAUUUUGACCUGCAAAAGUUGCAGGCGGAAUUCAAAGCAAUGCAGGCACGGCAUGAUCAGAAUUUAGAUGAUAUUCUGAAGCUCUUGCGCGGCCGGUCGAGCAACUCGAUGAGGCAGAGCACUGAGGCGUAA